AUUACAUAUUCAAAAUAUAACCACAUAUAUUACAUUUAGUGAUAAAUUAUAUUUACAUACGUGGCCUUCAUUUUGGUCAAACAAUUAAAUUGUUAUGUGCAUUUUUUCAUCGACCGAAACAAAUCAUCAAGUAACAAGUUGCUUACAAAAUGGAAACAAUAAAUCUGACGAUCGACAACAUUACUGAACCAUAUCGAUUGGCAGUAGAAAAUCAUUAUGAAUCAUUUAUUCUUCAUCGUUUCAAUGGUGAUCACAAAUUUGCAAAUUCACUGAUUGGCUUGUUCAUAACAAUACCCGUUUAUUGGAUUGUCGGUACAGCCUAUACAUUCAUCGAUAUUUAUCAAUGGCCAAAAUUCAUUUUGAAAUACAAAAUUCAAAUGGAUAAAUCACAAGUGAAUGGAAAAGAUUUACGAAGAUUAGUGAAACAAGUGUUAUUUAAUCAAAUUUUGGGUAUCUCAUUGGGUGCUUCAUUUCAGUGGUUACAAGUGAAUCAUAUACUAAUUCCACAAUCAUCUACACGAAUACCGACGAUAAGCCGAUUUAUUACAGAAUGGAUAUCAUUCAUAUUGAUACGUGAAGUUUUGUUCUAUUAUACACAUCGAUUAUGUCAUCAUGGUUAUCUUUAUCGACAUAUUCAUAAACGCCAUCAUGAAUGGCAAACACCGAUUGCUUUGGCAGCAAUUUAUUGUCACCCAAUUGAACAUGCAAUUGUCAAUACAUUUCCCGUUCUUAUUGGACCAUAUUUAAUGCAAUCACAUUUACUUGUUUCAAAUCUUUGGCUACUAUAUACGGUAUUAUUGACAUUGAAUGACCACUGUGGUUAUCAUUUUCCCUGGUCAUUGUCACCUGUUUUUCAUGAUUUUCAUCAUCUCAAAUUUAAUGUUAAUUAUGGAAUCCUUGGUAUAUUGGAUUGGCUACAUGGUACAGAUAAAAUUUUCCGUAAAUCAAAGUAUUUCCAAAAUCAUCGUAUCUAUUUUGGCCUUACACCACCAUCAGACUAUUCAAAAAUGAACUGAUUGUGUUUUUUCACAUUUCAAAUGGCAAAAUAAUAAAAAUAAAUUUAUUUUAAUUUUUA
Messenger RNA from Dermatophagoides farinae (American house dust mite), 1075 nucleotides. Its product is annotated as fatty acid hydroxylase domain-containing protein 2. The record is from RefSeq and is a predicted model, not a curated record. Gene Ontology annotation, molecular function: oxidoreductase activity; iron ion binding. NCBI's taxonomy places the organism in Eukaryota, Metazoa, Arthropoda, Arachnida, Sarcoptiformes, Pyroglyphidae. Gene Ontology annotation, biological process: lipid biosynthetic process.